Molecule: messenger RNA, 1389 nt
Organism: Westerdykella ornata
Lineage: Eukaryota; Fungi; Ascomycota; Dothideomycetes; Pleosporales; Sporormiaceae
Product: metal-dependent protein hydrolase
Exons: 2
Coding region: 180-1244 (354 amino acids)
Cellular component (GO): nucleus; cytoplasm
Source: RefSeq, a predicted model, not a curated record
CCCCUCUGUCCUGCAACACCCUGCGGCCAUUCACUCUAUGCUGUCUGCUCCCUCCAAACGUUGUACACAUUGUUUGCAUGUUCACUUUGCGCCAUUGUUUCCUGAACGUUGCUCGAACAUCCGCGAAAUCCUCGCCCACUCUCAUUCACCCCCGCUUCCUGCACCACUCCGCGCGAGCAAUGAGCGCAGUGAAUCCCGCAAAGAAAAUGAAGCUCGACGGACCCUUGAUUGGCACGCAUAAUGGUCAUUUCCAUGCCGACGAGGCCCUUGCAGUCUCCAUGCUCCGACUCCUGCCUACCUACGCCUCUUCACCCCUCGUUCGCACCCGCGACCCAGCAGUCCUCGCCAAUUGCCAUACUGUAGUGGAUGUUGGUGCCGAGUAUGACCCAUCCAAGAACCGUUUCGACCACCACCAGCGCGAAUUCACCACCACCUUCCCCGGCCACAACAUCAAACUCUCCUCCGCAGGACUGGUCUACCUUCAUUUCGGCAAAGACAUCAUUCAAGCAGUGACUGGCAUACCACCGGGCGAGGACCUUGACCUCCUCUUCGAGAAGAUCUACAACGAUUUCAUCGAAGCUUUCGAUGCCAACGACAAUGGGGUGAACGUUUUGGCGCCCAAAGAUCUCGAAGCGGCAGGCCUGACCAAGAAGUUCGAAGAUCGUGGAUUCACCAUCGCAAGCAUUGUAAACAGAUACAACUACACACACUCCAGCUCCGAGGCAAAAGGGACAAAAGAGGAACAGCAAGCGCUCGAAGACGCCCGCUUCGCCAAAGCAUCCGCCUUCCUUGGCGAGCAAUUCGUUCUCGAGCUCACCGAUCGCGCGGCCGCCUGGCUCCCCGCCCGCAAAGAAGUCGCCGCUGCUUACGCCGAGCGCCUCCAAUACGAUCCCCAAGGUCGCAUUCUGGUUCUCAAGAAGGGCAUGCCUUGGGCUGAUCACCUCUACACUCUGGAGAAAGAAGCUCACAUCCCAGAAGGCGUCGCACCGCAGGUCCUCUACGUGCUGUUUCCCGAGACCGACGAGGCAGACAGCAAGUGGCGCAUCCGCGCUGUGAGCAAGGAGAAUAGCGGGUUUGAGAACCGCAAGGACCUGCCCGACGCGUGGAAGGGUGUUCGCGACGAGGAGCUCAGCAGGAUAUCUGGGAUUCCAGGGGGGGUGUUCGUCCACGCCGCGGGCUUCAUCGGAGGGAACAAGACUUUUGAGGGAGCGCUGGCGAUGGCGCAGAAGGCAUUGGAGCUGUGAGUGCAUCUAUAUAUGAUUUAAGUGUGUUUAUCAUCCCAUGCAUGAUUGGGCGUUUUGACGGAAGACGAAAGUCUCAAUAUGAUGAUACCUUUAGACUAUGGUUGGCACCAUGAAAAAUAGAUAUUGGGUUUUUCCUUUUUUGGCA